AUGCCGUCGCAAGCAAACGGCCAUGCCGGCACCAACGAGUCUACUCCCCUCCUACAACGAUCCCAAUCAGACGCUGCCCCUCGCGACUGGAAACAUGUCCCCCAGCACGUCGCUGCGGUGACCUGGGCUACUCUCGUCAGCAACUAUGUCAACGUCCUCCUCGUCUUCGUCCCCAUCGGCAUCGUCGCUGGCGCAUUGGGCUGGAAUCCUACUGCCGUCUUCGUCCUAAACUUCAUCGCCAUCGUCCCUCUUGCCUCCCUCUUGAGCUUUGCGACGGAGGAGCUGUCUGCGAAGCUCGGCCAAACACUAGGUGGAUUGCUCAAUGCAACCUUCGGCAAUGCUGUGGAACUCAUUGUCUCCAUCGUUGCGCUACGAGAGGGCGAGAUCCGCAUCGUACAGUCCAGCAUGCUGGGCUCCAUCUUGUCCAACAUCCUUCUGGUUCUCGGCUGCUGUUUCCUCGCAGGAGGUAUUCGCGAACAGGAGCGCUCCUUUAACGAGACAGUCGCUAGCACCAUGUCUUCCCUCAUGGCCGUAGCUUGCGCAUCGCUCAUCAUCCCCGCCACCCUCUAUGCCGCGCUCAAGGACUCCAAGGCCGAGACCGACGGCGGCAUUCUCCUCCUCUCCCAUGGAACAUCCAUCAUUCUCCUUGUCCUCUACCUCCUGUAUCUCUACUUCCAGCUCUUCAGCCACCACGACUUGUUCGAUGAUGUCGAGGCACAGAACCCCGAGGACGAGGAGGAGCACAUUCUGUCUCCCGUUGCCGCUGGCGUUGUUCUCGUCGUUGUCACCGUCAUGGUCGCCGUCUGUGCCGAGUACUUGGUCGACAGCAUUGAUUCCAUCGUUGAGACUGCACACAUCAGCAAGACCUUCAUCGGUCUUGUCCUCUUGCCCAUUGUUGGAAAUGCCGCCGAGCACGUCACCGCCGUCAUUGUCGCCUACAAGGGCAAGAUGGACCUUGCCAUCAACGUUGCCAUUGGCAGCUCCAUGCAGAUUGCUCUAUUCGUGACUCCCUUCCUUGUCAUCCUCGGUUGGAUCAUCGACCAGCCAAUGACGUUGCACUUCCAGGGCUUUGAGACAGUCGUCUUCUUCUUGUCUGUCUUGGUCGUCAACUACCUUAUCCAGGACGGCAAGAGUAACUAUUUGGAGGGUGCCAUGUGCUUGGGAACAUAUACUAUUAUUGCCCUCGCAUUCUACGUCUACCCAGACGAUGCAAACGGCAACCUCGGCGGCAAUUUCAUCAACAACUUCUUCCAUUAG
Messenger RNA from Aaosphaeria arxii CBS 175.79, 1257 nucleotides. RefSeq names its product calcium/proton exchanger family protein. The transcript has 4 exons. The record is from RefSeq and is a predicted model, not a curated record. The coding region runs from base 1 to 1257 and encodes 418 amino acids. Lineage: Eukaryota; Fungi; Ascomycota; Dothideomycetes; Pleosporales. Gene Ontology annotation, biological process: calcium ion transmembrane transport; intracellular calcium ion homeostasis. Gene Ontology annotation, cellular component: fungal-type vacuole membrane. Gene Ontology annotation, molecular function: calcium:proton antiporter activity.